GGUCUAAACCAUCCCAUGUGACUAAAACAGCAAGAUUCCUGAACAAUACUUUAAACUAUGCUUCUGUAGUAAAGACAUGCAUCUUGUUACAGAACCCAUAUCUUGGUACAGAACCCUCCUGUAUAAUUCAACAUCGUUUCCGAGUACAUAAGAUACUACUCAGACUUGAAAUUCAACAGUUCUCAAAAACACAACAAAUAACAGUUUACAGUUUUUGCCAUUCUCUUCUCUCUUCUCAUUCACCUAAGGAGGACGACAAAAAUGUUUUCAACCCUGACUUUUUUCAUUUUGAGCCUUUUUGCUUUCAUGAGAUAUCUUUAAAAAAGAAGCCCAAUGGAUUUGCAAAGCUAUUUCCAGAUCCACACUUGCAGUUGUAUUGCAAUUUCAUAAGUAACCCUGAGUUCAUGCAUAUUGUUUUGGAAUUGUGAUUUCGUGCACUAUUAUGAAGAACAUUGUUCAGUAAAACCUGUAAAAUGGGGCACCUCUAUAAGUGGG
Owenia fusiformis is the source of this 495-nucleotide messenger RNA. The record is from the annotation of a GenBank genome assembly. NCBI's taxonomy places the organism in Eukaryota, Metazoa, Annelida, Polychaeta, Sabellida, Oweniidae.